CGAACGAUGUGGGGCAUCGUCUAUGGCUGUCUCCUAACCGUGUUUGCUUGCAUUUGGACGGCGGUACACCCAGAUCUACCAAAGCAUUUUGAUCAUAUCAAUACCGGGAUGCCCAAAUCACGCAUUACCUUGAUGAUAGUUUCACUGGUUUCACCGGAGAUCAUUCUGGCGUUUGCAUGGCACCAAUUCUUGUUGUCUCGGAGAAUGUCAAAAAAAUACAAGAUAGUUGAAGGGUGGACCUUGACGCAUUCAUACUUUGUCGUCAUGGAUGGUUUCCUCGACUCGUCAACAGGAAAAGUGGUGGACCUGAACGACCUGCAGCGAUACCCCGGCAUAAUCGAGAAGACCGGGAAUACUAGAAAGGCCGCAAUAACAAAGAAAGAAAUUCUUGACAGAAGCAAAAGCGAUGCGGUUUCGAAAUUUAUCAGUGUCCUUCAACUACUAUGGUUUAUCACUCAAUAUGUCGGACGAUGGGCAGGCCAUUUGCGCAGAUCACAACUCGAGACAAUGACGCUGGCGUAUGCGGCAUUAUGCGUCUUUGUUUACGUGUUGUGGUGGCAUAAACCCGUUAACAUUCAAUUCCCAAUCCAUGUGACGCGAGAGUCCCC
Molecule: messenger RNA, 608 nt
Organism: Cantharellus anzutake
Lineage: Eukaryota; Fungi; Basidiomycota; Agaricomycetes; Cantharellales; Hydnaceae
Exons: 2
Source: RefSeq, a predicted model, not a curated record